Cicer arietinum (chickpea) is the source of this 1814-nucleotide messenger RNA. RefSeq names its product ATP-dependent 6-phosphofructokinase 5, chloroplastic. The record is from RefSeq and is a predicted model, not a curated record. Gene Ontology annotation, molecular function: ATP binding; 6-phosphofructokinase activity. Gene Ontology annotation, biological process: glycolytic process; fructose 6-phosphate metabolic process. NCBI's taxonomy places the organism in Eukaryota, Viridiplantae, Streptophyta, Magnoliopsida, Fabales, Fabaceae.
AUGGCUUUGAUUAAUGAUUUUGAGUCCCGUUUUCGAUUACCUCAUAUCACUGAUAUCUUCCCUCAUUCUCCUCCUAUUCCUUCCACCUUUUGUCUCAAAAUGAGAACUCCGAUUGGUAAAGAUUUUCCAGGUCAUUAUUCAUCUGAUGAGGAAUGGCAUGGAUACAUUAAUAACAAUGAUAGAGUGCUUCUCAAGACAAUUAACUAUUCGUCGCCUAAGUCUGCUGGUGCUGAGUGUAUUGAUCCCAAUUGUACCUGGGUAGAACAAUGGGUUCAUCGAGCCGGGCCUCGGGAAAAGAUCUACUAUAAACCAGAAGAAGUAAAGGCAGCAAUUGUCACCUGUGGAGGGCUCUGCCCUGGUCUUAAUGAUGUCAUCAGACAGAUUGUAAUCACACUUGAAAUAUAUGGCGUAAAAAAGAUAGUGGGUAUUCCUUUUGGUUAUCGAGGAUUUUCUGACCAAGAAUUGACAGAAGUGCCGCUGUCAAGGAAAGUAGUUCAGAAUAUUCAUCUAUCUGGCGGAAGCUUAUUGGGAGUUUCACGAGGAGGACCUGGGGUCAGUGAUAUCGUGGAUAGUCUGGAGGAGAGAGGGAUCAACAUGCUUUUUGUAUUGGGUGGAAAUGGCACACAUGCUGGUGCAAAUGCAAUUCACAAUGAGUGCUGCAAAAGACGGCUCAAGGUGUCUGUCAUUGGAGUGCCGAAAACUAUUGAUAAUGAUAUUCUACUGAUGGAUAAAACUUUUGGCUUUGAUACUGCUGUGGAAGAAGCUCAAAGAGCAAUAAAUUCUGCAUACAUUGAGGCACAUAGUGCAUAUCAUGGAAUUGGGGUCGUGAAGUUGAUGGGACGUAGUAGUGGGUUCAUAGCAAUGCAGGCUUCCCUAUCAAGUGGACAGGUUGACGUAUGUCUGAUUCCCGAGGUACCUUUUAAUUUACAUGGCCCACAUGGCGUAUUGAGGCAUCUCCAGCACCUUCUAGAAAUGAAGGGAUCAGCUGUAAUCUGUGUUGCAGAGGGAGCUGGACAGAAUUUACUACAAAACACUAAUGCUAAAGAUGCAUCAGGAAAUGUUGUAUUUGGAGAUAUUGGUGUAUAUAUUCAACAAGAGACAAAAAAGUAUUUCAAGGAGAUUGGUGUUCAUGCUGAUGUAAAAUAUAUUGAUCCAACAUAUAUGAUCCGUGCAUGUCGAGCUAAUGCAUCAGAUGGAAUUUUAUGCACUGUACUUGGACAAAAUGCUGUUCAUGGUGCAUUCGCAGGAUAUAGCGGCAUUUCAGUAGGCUUAUGUAACACUCACUAUGCAUACUUCCCCAUCCCCGAAGUAAUAUCGCAUCCUCGGUUGGUGGACCCUAACAGUCGAAUGUGGCAUCGUUGCUUAACUUCAACUGGCCAACCUGACUUCAUCUGAUACUUAUUUACCCUUUACAAUAAAUACAAGAUAUUUUGGAUUUCAAACUUCCAAAGAGAAUAUCAUAGAAAUAUAGCUUCAAAAUAUUCUGGACAAUCUGCGGAAACAUUCAUAUGCAAAAAUAAUAGGAAGGAUAACAUUUCCUCCUUAGAAAAAUUGAUUAUUUGUAUAGCAUGGUAGUUUCAUAGUCCUGCCUGCUGCAUUCAAAUUAACAUUUUAGAGAUAUCAUCACUAAGCACUGUGAUUGAUUUUGAUCAAUUUGUAACAUUUAUUUAUCCCAUAGUAAGGGCCAAAUUUUAAUGGAAGUACAUAGGAUGAUGAACAUGUGCAGUGUUUGAAAUUCAUUACUAGAGUUCCGGAUGUAUAAGUGCACACAUUUCAAGAACUUGUGACAUACUUAGGCUUUUAUACACUAAAAA